AUGAUAAGUAAGACAUUCAGAAGAAUAAUGUCAACAACAUCACUCAAUAAUUCACCAUCAACAAAUUGGUCUGCUUCAAAAGUAAGAUCAACUUUUUUAAAUUAUUUUAAAGAUAAAAGACAACAUACUUAUGUUCCAUCAUCAUCAGUUGUACCACAUAAUGAUCCAACUUUAUUAUUUGCCAAUGCUGGUAUGAAUCAAUAUAAACCUAUUUUUUUAGGAACUGUUGAUCCUUCUAGUGAUUUUGCUACUUUGAAAAGAGCUGCCAAUUCUCAAAAAUGUAUAAGAGCUGGUGGUAAACAUAAUGAUUUAGAAGAUGUUGGUAGAGAUUCUUAUCAUCAUACUUUUUUCGAAAUGCUUGGUAAUUGGUCAUUUGGAGAUUAUUUUAAAAAAGAAGCUAUUGAUUAUGCUUGGGAAUUAUUAUUAAAUGUUUAUGGGUUAGAAAAAGAUAGAUUAUAUGUAACAUAUUUUGGUGGAGAUAUAAAACAAGGUUUAGAACCAGAUUUAGAUGCAAAACAAUUUUGGUUAGAUGUUGGAGUUGAAGAAGAUCAUAUUUUACCAGGUGAUGCGAAAGAUAAUUUUUGGGAAAUGGGUGAUCAAGGUCCUUGUGGUCCAUGUUCUGAAAUUCAUUAUGAUAGAAUUGGUGGUAGAAAUGCAUCUUCAUUAGUUAAUAUGGAUGAUCCAAAUGUAUUAGAAAUAUGGAAUAUUGUUUUUAUACAGUAUAAUAGAGAAGCUGAUGGAUCAUUGAGACCACUACCAAAUAAACAUAUUGAUACAGGUAUGGGAUUUGAAAGAUUAGUUUCUAUUUUACAAAAUAAAUAUUCAAAUUAUGAUACUGAUGUAUUUACACCAAUUUUUGAUAAAAUUAGAGAAAUUACUGGUGUUAGACCAUACACAGGAAAAUUUGGAAGUGAUGAUAAAGAUGGUAUUGAUACUGCUUAUAGAGUUAUUGCAGAUCAUGUAAGAACAUUAACUUUUGCUAUAUGUGAUGGUGGUGUGCCAAAUAAUGAAGGUAGAGGUUAUGUAUUAAGAAGAAUCUUGAGAAGAGGUUCACGUUAUGUUCGUAAAUAUAUGAAUUAUCCGAUUGGUUCCUUUUUCCAACAAUUAGUUGAUGUUGUUAUUGAACAAAAUAAAGAAAUUUUUCCAGAAAUUGAAACUGGCUCACAAGAUUUAAAAGAAAUUUUAAAUGAAGAAGAAUUAUCAUUUGCUAAAACUUUAGAUCGUGGUGAAAAAUUAUUUGAACAAUAUGCUAUAAUUGCCUCAAAAACACCUGAACAAACAUUAUCUGGUAAAGAUGUGUGGAGAUUAUAUGAUACUUAUGGUUUCCCAGUAGAUUUAACUAGAUUAAUGGCUGAAGAAGCUGGUUUAAAAAUCGAUGAAGAAGGAUUCGAAGUUGCUAAAGAAGAAUCAAGAGAGGCCUCAAAGGGUAAUGGUAGUAAAAAUGCAUCAACUUUAGUUAAAUUAGAUGUUCAUGCAUUAUCUGAAUUGGAUAAUAAAAAAUUACCAAAAACUAACGAUGAAGCAAAAUAUGGUGUUGAAAAUAUUAAAGCUCAAAUUUUAGCUAUUUACGAUGGAAGCGAAUUUGUUGAAUCAAUAGAGACUAAUGAUGAAUCAAAACAAUAUGGUAUAAUAUUAGACAAGACUCCAUUUUAUGCAGAACAAGGUGGUCAAGAAUACGAUACUGGUAAAUUAGUCAUUGAUGGAAAAUCUGAAUUUAAUGUUGAAAAUGUACAAGUUUAUGCAGGUUAUGUAUUACAUACAGGUUAUUUAGCUGAAGGUAAAUUAAAUGUUGGUGAUGAAAUAAUUGCAGCAUAUGAUGAAUUAAGAAGAUGGCCAAUAAGAAAUAACCAUACAGGUACACAUGUUUUAAAUUAUGCAUUAAGAACAGUUUUAGGUGAUGGAGUUGAUCAAAAGGGUUCAUUAGUUGCAAGUGAAAAAUUAAGAUUUGAUUUUAGUCAUAAACAAGCAUUAACACCAAAAGAAUUAGAAAAAGUUGAAGAAAUAUCAACUCAAUAUAUUAAAGAUAACAAACAAGUUUAUUAUAAGGAUGUUUCAUUAACUGAAGCAAAAGAAAUUAAUGGAUUAAGAGCAGUAUUUGGAGAAACUUAUCCAGAUCCAGUAAGAGUUGUAUCAAUUGGUGUAUCAGUUGAAGAUUUAUUAAAAGAUCCACAAAAUAAAGAAUGGAGAUCAUUAUCAAUAGAAUUUUGUGGUGGUACUCAUGUACAAAAGACAAAUGAGAUUAAAGAUUUAGUAAUCAUAGAAGAAUCAGGUAUUGCUAAAGGUAUAAGAAGAAUAGUAGCAGUUACAGGUCAUGAUGCACAUUCAGUACAAAAAUUAGCAAAAGAAUUUGAUGAAGAAUUAAAUAAAGUUGAAUUCUUACCAAAUGGAUCACAAAAGGAAAAUAAAGUUAAAGAAUUAGGUCAAUCUUUGAAAAAAUUAUCAAUAUCAGUAAUUGAUAAACAAAAAUUAACUGAAAAAUUCAAUAAAAUAGAUAAAUCAAUAAAAGAUAAUUUAAAACAAAUUCAAAAAGAAGAAAAUAAAAAAACAUUAGAUACAGUUAAAAAAUGGUUAGAUGAAAAUAAAGAAUCUAAUUAUUUAGUUUCUCAUAUUCCAAUCAAUGCUAACGCAAAAUCAAUAACUGAAUCAUUCAAUUUAAUUAAAAAACAAGAUAAAUCAAAAUCAAUAUAUUUAUUAACUGGUGGAUUAUCAAAUGGUGAUAAAAUUGCUCAUGGUUGUUAUAUUAGUGAUGAAGCUAUUGCAAAAGGUUUAGAUGCUACUGAAAUUUCAAAAUUGGUAAGUAAUGAAAUUGGUGGAAAAGCUGGUGGUAAAGGUAAUAUUGUUCAAGGUAUGGGUGAUAAUUCUUCUGGUAUUGAAAAAGCUAUAGAAUUAGUUGAAAAAGAAUUUAAAGAAAAAUUAUAA
This is a messenger RNA of Lodderomyces jiufengensis, 2919 nucleotides long. RefSeq names its product alanine--tRNA ligase (gene ALA1). The transcript has a single exon. Gene Ontology annotation, biological process: tRNA modification; alanyl-tRNA aminoacylation. The coding region runs from base 1 to 2919 and encodes 972 amino acids. NCBI's taxonomy places the organism in Eukaryota, Fungi, Ascomycota, Pichiomycetes, Serinales, Debaryomycetaceae. Gene Ontology annotation, molecular function: alanine-tRNA ligase activity; aminoacyl-tRNA deacylase activity; ATP binding. The record is from RefSeq and is a predicted model, not a curated record. Gene Ontology annotation, cellular component: mitochondrion; cytoplasm.